Molecule: messenger RNA, 3264 nt
Organism: Pocillopora verrucosa
Lineage: Eukaryota; Metazoa; Cnidaria; Anthozoa; Scleractinia; Pocilloporidae
Product: zinc finger C2HC domain-containing protein 1C
Source: RefSeq, a predicted model, not a curated record
AAGAUGUAAGAAUAAUGAAACUUGCCAUCACAAUGUUAAGAAAACCCUCUUACUACCUCGAAGCCACAAGCAAGCAGGACAAUUUACGUACGCAGGGCCUGAAGACCCUAAAUUCAAUCCUUCCGAGACCCAUCUAACAGGAGCUUGAUGGCCCAGACACUUUAUGAUAGCUCCCCAACAUGGCCAUUGCAUCAAUAUAACUAUCAUGAGAGUAAUCCAGAGCUUUCAUCCCACAUCCCUGAUGCAAUGAAGUCAGUUUCAGCUAACAGAGAGCAAGUGGACUACACCAUGAGUCACAAGAAAGGUUCUCCAAAGAAGAGGUUGUCACGGUUGGAAUUGCUCCGAAGUGAUUACAGCAAGAAACUUCAAAUUGAGAGAGAAGAGAAGAUUCGUAGACUGCAAAUUAUUCAACAGGAGAAUGGUCACAAUCAGGGUAGCAGUAAUGGCGGAAUGGUACGUGGAUUUUUUGCAGAGAGAAGAGCACUGGAGGCUACAAGAAAAGGGCAGAAAAAUCCUGAACUUCUUCCCCCUAUUGAGUCACAUUUCAGAAUGGUGAGAGAUAAAAAACAGGAGCCAUUUCCUGAACACACAGUUAGAAGUAGACAAAAUUCAAAAACAAAUCUGACACAUGGUAAGCCAUUCAGUGUGAAACAGGAACCAUUUCCAUCACAAAAACCAUUGCCAACAAAAUACUCAUCAAGGACUCAAACAAAGACAGUUGGUGUCACUGUGCGCAAGAGAACAAAAGGUGUUGAUAAACAAGAUCCUCUUCCUCCAGUGAACAAGGGUCAGUCUGAAGUAACAAGGAGAAAACCACCAACUCCAAAUAAAAGAUAUGAAACACAUUCUGUUUUGAAACAGGAUGAUGUGGAGGCUUUUGAGUAUUCUGGCCCAUCUAAUUUGCCAAUACCUCCUAUUGAGAGACGACCAAAGCGUUCAAAGGUUCCCUUGCCUCCCCCAAGUGCAGAAGACUUAGUAAGUGAUUUUGAUGAUGCACAAAGCACCCUUACUGAUUAUAGCAACAUAGCUCCAAAUCUGAGCAAACUAAAAGCGAAGGCACUGAAACAAAGACAACUAAGCAAGCAACAGUUAAUUGACACAAAUAAAACUCAGGAAAAUGCCAAAUUAACCGACUUUCAAAAAUGGCAAAUGGAACAGGAUCAAGAACGAAUAGAAAGGCUAGAAAAACACAAGCAGAAAUCAGAGUUGUCUCUCUCCCAGAGGGAAAAUGAACUACUCAAAAAAAUACAGGAAGAACAACUUAGGCUUGAAAAAUUAAAGUUGCAGAGGGAAGAACUGGUAGAACAAGAGAUACGACAAAAAGAGGAGGAUGAAAAAUGGUUAGCUGAAAAGCAGAGCUUAGAGGAGCAGGCAAUCAUUCCUCAGCAAACUUUGGCCAAAGAUUCUAAUCAGACCAAAAAGGUAGCCUUAAAAAAGGCUUCAACAUUGCCCAAGGUACCACGAAAGGUGAAAACUCCCCCUCAACAACUCCAGGGAGAAGAACUUGACACAACUGAAAAAAUUCAUGACAAUGCUUACAGAGAUUUUUAUGAGCAUCAAACACAAGAUGUUGCUGAGGUUUCCGUGGAUGUUUCUCCUUGUUCAAUUUGUGGGCGCAAGUUUGCUGUAGACAGGUUGGCCAAGCAUGUAAAAAUUUGUGCAAAAAGUUCAAAGUCCAAACGCAAAGUUUUUGACACAAGAAAGCAUCGCAGUGAGGGUACUGAACAUGAAAAAUAUGUUCAGAGUGGAAAAUAUCUUGAGGAGCCCAAGGCAAAGCCCAAGGUGGACUGGAGAGCUCAACAUGAAAAUUUCAUCAAAGCAAUCCGCUAUGCUAAGGGAGCAAGCGACACACCUCCUCCACCUGCAGAAAACCCAGACUAUGUAAAGUGCCCACACUGUGAGAGAAAGUUUAAUGCUGCUGCUGCAGAGAGACACAUACCAAAAUGCAAGGAUAUUAAAGCCAAACCUGCUCUUUUAAAAAGGAAGAAACGAUAAAAUCAGCAUUGAUAUUUAUGAGUUCAAGUUUUAAAGAAUGUAGAGUGUGUUUUUCUGGGGUUGACUUAAAACCAUAUUGUGAAAUGCUUUUGAAUGAAGUGCUUCUACGGGACGACCAAGAUUUUUUAAACUCUGUUUGUGAUAUCAGUAUAAUAAUAAUAGUGUGUUACAAUACAAAAUUUUGAAAUGAAGUCGAUGUAAUGAUUAUGAAGUUAACCCUCUCAUUCCCAAAGUCUCUUUGAUGUUAGUUCUAAGAAUUUGGUAGUGGAUCAACUCAUAACCCCCUAAUUGAUGUUUUCCUUUAAUCUCAUCACCUUUAUGCUUGAUAUUGUAUGGAUAUUGUAUGGAGAAAUUCUGUCUCGGUCACUUAAAGAAAUUAAGAGGUUAAGAAUAUCAAACUAUCCAUGUUGCCUUCUUUUGACAGUGUUCUUGGUAUUACUGAAACAAAGCUUUCUAGAGUAUUUAGCUUCCAAUGAAAGUACUUCACCUGAAAUAGAUUCACAUUUAAGUGAUUUUGGACAGAAAGAGCAAUAAGGAAAUACAAGCAGUAAAUAAUUUAAUACUGGUGGAAAAAUUUUCCCUUGCCACAACCUGGGGACGUCUUUGGAGGAAAUUUGGGAGGAGGGUGAACUGAACAUCACCUGUGCAACCUCACUGGUGGUCAUUACCAGAGUGGAGUGAAACCACAGUAAUUAAAAACACAUUUUUAUUAAAGUUUGAGGCAAACAAACCACACACUUGCCUUGAACUAUGUGUUGUAUAAAGUUCUACAACGCUUGUCUCUGUCUGAAUAAAUACUCUUUCUAAGUUUCAAACUCUCUCACAUAUUUGCUGACAAACUCUUUCAUAAUUAUAAAAUACAUAUGUACAAACAUCUGUAUAAAUAUACUUAACUAGAUAAAUAUUUAGUGUACAGUUAAACAAACUACCCGUUGAAUGACAAAGCUCAGUCUCAAAACCGAUUAUGGCUUUUUCACAACACACACAAGUUUGAACAGCUAUCACAGGAAAAUACACAAAUAAAAUCAUCACUAGGAAUGUUUUGGUUGAGGUUCAUUUUAAAUCACAGUUAAACCAUACCUUUUCAUAGGUUUGGAUACAUUUUGUUUAAUAUUGUGUCUGAAAUCAAGGGGCAAAGAAUUUGAAUCAAGAAUAGAACGAAAAAGAAAAUGCAAUCACAGAAAAAAGAAAAACUGCAAGUUAGAAAAAUGCAUAAUUUGCCAAAAAAAAAAAAAACCCAGUUGCAUAAAGAUAUGCUAAGGAUGUUGA